Molecule: messenger RNA, 3219 nt
Organism: Fonsecaea multimorphosa CBS 102226
Lineage: Eukaryota; Fungi; Ascomycota; Eurotiomycetes; Chaetothyriales; Herpotrichiellaceae
Exons: 3
Coding region: 1-3219 (1072 amino acids)
Biological process (GO): ribosomal large subunit export from nucleus; protein export from nucleus; ribosomal small subunit export from nucleus
Cellular component (GO): cytoplasm; nucleus
Molecular function (GO): small GTPase binding; nuclear export signal receptor activity
Source: RefSeq, a predicted model, not a curated record
AUGUCGGUCACUGUCGCCGAGCUUGACGCGACCGUCAAAGCUUUUCAAGAGGGUCAUGGCGAUGUCCAGAAACAGGCCCAACAGAAGCUCAACGAGUUCAAGUCAAAUCCCGAUGCCUGGUUGAUGGUGGACAGGAUACUGCAAGAGGCUACCUACGUGCCCACCAAAUAUCUGGGAUUGCAGGUGCUGGAUGAUGUGGUCAACACCCGAUGGAAGGUUCUGCCGCGAGACCAAUGUUUGGGCAUCCGCAAUUUCGUGGUCAAUCAGAUCCUGCAGGCUUCCGACACUGAGGAAUCUCUCAAGGCGAACAAGCUCUUUCUCAACAAGCUGGACUUGACGCUGGUCACCAUUCUCAAGCAAGAAUGGCCACACAAUUGGCCCACGUUCAUCAACGAGAUCAUCUCCGCCUGCCACACCGGCGUCUCUGUGUGCGAGAACAACAUGACCAUCCUGCGACUGCUAUCUGAAGAGGUGUUCGACUUCUCCCAGGAUCAGAUGACCUCCACAAAGGCGAAGAACUUGAAAACUACCAUGUGCGCCGAGUUCUCGUCCAUCUUUCGACUAUGCGAUGACGUCCUUACAAAUGCCGACUCCGUAAGCCUCGUCAAGGCGACUCUCGAGACAUUGCUCCGCUUUCUGAAUUGGAUUCCCCUUGGGUUCAUCUUCGAGACAAAGCUCAUCGACACCCUUGUCACCAGGUUCCUUGAAGUCGAUCAAUUCCGCAACAUCACCCUUAAGUGCUUGACGGAAAUUGGAGGCUUGCAAUUGGGACAGAACUAUCAGUACGACGACAAGCUCGUCCAGAUGUUCACCGAAACCUUGACUGUCGUUGCAAGAACUCUCUCCCUCGACACUGAUUUUCGAGAGGCGUAUGCUAAAGCCCGGUCUUCAGAACAAGAAUACAUCCUCAACCUCGCAAUAUUUCUCACCAACUACUUUUCUGCACAUCUUCAGACCAUUGAAAGACUACCGAACUCCGACUAUCUCCUACACGGCCAUUUCUACCUCAUUAAGAUCAGUCUGAUCGAUGACAGGGAAAUCUUCAAGAUUUGUCUGGAGUACUGGAACAAAUUGGUCCAAGAGCUGUAUGAAGAAAUGCAACAGCUCCCAAUCACCGAACUCAAUCCUUUGGUCAACAUGGGCGUCAGCGGGCUCGCUAACGGCGGUGCGCCUCAUCCUAGCACUUUGGCCAAUUAUCCUCUCCGCAAGCACAAAUACGCUCAAGUAUUGUCAAGUCUGAGACAAGUCAUGGUGGAGAAGAUGGUCCGGCCAGAGGAAGUUCUCAUUGUGGAAAAUGACGAGGGGGAAAUUGUGCGGGAAUUCGUCAAGGAGAGCGACACGAUUCAACUCUACAAGACCACCCGCGAAUGCCUGGUUUAUUUGACGCACUUGGAUGUUGUCGACACCGAACAAAUCAUGUCUGACAAGCUUCAACGACAAGUCGACGGCUCCGAGUGGUCGUGGAACAACUGCAAUACGCUCUGCUGGGCCAUCGGCUCAAUAUCAGGCGCCAUGUCCGAAGAGACAGAGAAGCGUUUCUUGGUGACGGUCAUCAAGGACUUGCUUGGUUUGACUGAGAUGAAGCGCGGCAAAGACAACAAAGCUGUGGUGGCCAGCAACAUCAUGUAUAUUGUGGGUCAGUAUCCACGCUUCUUGAAAGCGCACUGGAAGUUCUUGAAGACGGUCGUCAAUAAGCUGUUUGAAUUCAUGCAUGAGACCCACGAAGGAGUGCAAGAUAUGGCGUGCGACACGUUCAUUAAGAUUGCCAACAAGUGCAAGCGCCAUUUCGUUGCUCUCCAGCCCGGCGAAACCGAACCUUUCAUUGAUGAGAUUGUGCGUAAUAUGCGCAGGAUCACCUGUGAUUUGACCCCCCAACAAGUCCACACCUUUUACGAGGCUUGUGGCUACAUGAUUUCUGCCCAAGGCCAAAAGAGCGUUCAAGACCGACUGAUCAGCGACCUCAUGUCUUAUCCAAAUCAGGCCUGGGACAACGUCAUUCAGCAAGCGAAUGCCAACCCAGCAAUACUACAUGACCCGGAGAUUAUCAAAGUGGUGGGAAACAUCAUGAAGACCAAUGUUGCAGCGUGCUCGUCAAUCGGCAGUUACUUUUAUUCCCAGAUCGGCCGCAUCUAUCAUGAUAUGCUCAAUAUGUACCGGGCUUCAAGCCAGCUGAUUUCCGAUGCUGUCGCUUCCGGAGGCAAUGUCCAGACAAAAACCCCCAAAGUUCGAGGCCUGCGCACCAUCAAGAAAGAGAUCUUGAAGCUCGUCGAUAUCUAUGUACAAAAGGCGGACGACCUGCAAAUGGUCAAUGAUAGCAUGGUACCACCACUGCUCGACGCCAUCUUGCUCGACUACCAGCGCAACGUUCCAGACGCCAGGGACGCAGAAGUCCUCAGCGUAACCACCACGAUUAUCCACAAGCUACAUAACCUUAUGGAUGACAAGAUUGGCCCAAUCAUGGACAGCAUCUUCGAAUGUACGCUGGAGAUGAUCAACAAGGACUUCCAUGAAUACCCCGAGUUCCGAGUCGAGUUUUUCAAGCUACUUCAGGCUAUUAACCUGUUCUGCUUCCCAGCAUUGCUAAAACUGGACGGCCGACAGUUCAAGUUUGUCAUUGACUCUUGCAUGUGGGCGAGCAAACAUGACAACCGCGAGGUCGAGAAUACAGGCUUGUCCAUGUGUCUGGAGCUGAUCAACAACAUGGCAGAGACCGAUCCCCAGACUUCGGGCAUUUUCUUCCAACAAUUCUACAUCUCGAUCCUGCAGGAUGUAUUCUUCGUCCUCACCGAUUCGGACCACAAGGCUGGCUUCAAAUCCCAAUGCAUGUUGCUGGCCCGGAUGUUCCAGCUUGUUGAGACCAACAAGAUUUCGCAGCCGCUGUAUCAACCCGACCAGGCCGCUCCCGGGACUUCCAACAAGCAGUUCGUCAGCGAAUUCACCUCCAAUCUGUUGCAGCGCGCAUUCCCCAAUCUUAAGGAGAUCCAAGUCCAGCAUUUCGUCAAUGGCCUCUUCACUCUCAACGAAGACGCCACGAAAUUCAAGACUCAUGUGCGCGACUUUUUGAUCUCGCUCAAAGAAUUUGCUGGCGACAAUGCGGAAUUGUACGCAGAAGAACGCGAACAAGAAAAGAAGAUUUUGGCGGACGCGGAAAGAGAGCGAGCACUCAAGGUCGGUGGAUUGAUCAAGCCGGCCGAUCUGGACCAGGAUGAUGAAUUAUGA